Drosophila biarmipes is the source of this 1141-nucleotide messenger RNA. It is a transcript of the gene sqh, whose product is annotated as myosin regulatory light chain sqh. Gene Ontology annotation, biological process: post-embryonic development; locomotion. The record is from RefSeq and is a predicted model, not a curated record. NCBI's taxonomy places the organism in Eukaryota, Metazoa, Arthropoda, Insecta, Diptera, Drosophilidae. The transcript has 3 exons. Gene Ontology annotation, molecular function: calcium ion binding; myosin heavy chain binding. Gene Ontology annotation, cellular component: cytoplasm; myosin II complex. Bases 267 to 791 code for a protein of 174 amino acids.
CCGGACUUCCCAUUUAUACCAACAUAUACCGUUUUUAGAGGUUCGAGGGUUGGUCACACUGGCCUUUGAACAAAAAUCAUUUUAUAAAAGACAAAAGUGCAGCUGGUCGAAAGUUGCAUUAACGAAACUCCGAAAGUAUUAAACACUCGACAUUCGGCAGCUAUCCACGCCGCACACACAUCACUCCAGCGCGAUCCACUGGUUCUACUAGCUCCGCCGGCCCCACUCAGCUCCAUUAGCUCCUCUAGAUCCGCCAACCAGUAGCCAUGUCGUCCCGCAAGACCGCCGGUCGUCGUGCCACCACCAAGAAGCGCGCCCAGCGCGCCACCUCCAAUGUCUUCGCCAUGUUCGACCAGGCGCAGAUCGCCGAGUUCAAGGAGGCCUUCAACAUGAUCGACCAGAACCGCGAUGGCUUCGUGGAGAAGGAGGACCUGCACGACAUGCUGGCCUCGCUGGGCAAGAACCCAACGGACGACUACCUCGAUGGCAUGAUGAACGAGGCGCCCGGCCCCAUCAACUUCACCAUGUUCCUCACGCUGUUCGGUGAGCGACUGCAGGGCACCGACCCCGAGGAUGUGAUCAAGAACGCCUUCGGCUGCUUUGACGAGGAGAACAUGGGCGUCCUGCCCGAGGACCGCUUGAGGGAGCUGCUGACCACCAUGGGCGAUCGGUUCACAGAUGAGGAUGUGGACGAGAUGUAUCGCGAAGCGCCCAUCAAAAACGGCCUGUUCGACUACCUGGAAUUCACGCGCAUCCUCAAGCACGGUGCCAAGGACAAGGAUGAGCAGUAAGAUCGCCAGGAACCGAUCGCCAGCCAGCUGCCUCUCCAAUCAGCCUGUCCAAACUAUCCAUCAUGAGUUUCGUUUUGAUAAUUUAAUAUAUAUAUUUUUUUGCUCUCGCGCCCUCUGUUUUUGAUUCCUGAUAUUCCUGUACUUACCUGUGCAUUUAAAUUAAACAAAAAGUAGCCAACACAAGCGAAUGUUAUGUACGAUAUUGUAGUGUGUGAAGUUGGAGCCCGAUAACACGAUUUCCCUGAAGAACCCUUUCAUAAGUAUUAACUCAUUGAAUAUACAUAUAUAUUACCUAUAUACAAAUACAUACUUAUACAAGAAUGUGGCAAUAAAAGUUUGUUUUUCUCGCA